Linum tenue is the source of this 1413-nucleotide messenger RNA. The record is from the annotation of a GenBank genome assembly. Lineage: Eukaryota; Viridiplantae; Streptophyta; Magnoliopsida; Malpighiales; Linaceae.
AUGGCAAAUCCAGAGCAACAGAUGCAGCUGGUCUUCAUCCCAUCCCCAGGCGUCGGCCACCUAGCCGCCAUGGUCGAACUCGCCGACCUCCUCGUCCGCCGCCGCCCCGCCCUCUUCAUCUCCGUCCUAAUCAUCACCACCCCUUCCACCGCCGCCACCGUCACCCGCUACACCGACUCCCUCCCCGCCUCCCCGCGAAUCGACCUCCUCCACCUACCCAACACCGACGCGCCCCCGGCCGCCGGCGGCGAUUUCGCCAUGAUCGAAACCCAAAAGCCCCGAGUCCGAGAAGCCGUCUCCGCCGUAAUCAACCGCUCCCGCGGCGGCGCCCGACUCUCCGGGUUCGUCCUCGACAUGUUCUGCACCUCGUUGGCCGACGUGGCCGGCGAAUUCGCCGUCCCGUCCUACAUUUUCUUCACCUCCCCCGCCUCUGCCCUCGGGUUCGUCCUCCACAUCCAGGCCGCGCACGACGGCGAGGAGCGAUUCGACGCCACCGAGUUUCGGGGAACCGAGUUGGCCGUACCGAGUUGGGCAAGCCCGGUCCCUCGCUCGGCUUUCCCUACCAACGUCACGAAGAAGGAAUGGGUCCAAUUUCUGUACAGAAUCGCCAGAGACAUCAGGGGAAGCAGGGGAAUUUUGAUCAAUACGGUGAGGGAAUUCGAAUCCCACGCCGUGGAUUCUCUCUCCUCCGCCCUCAAGGUGUAUCCGGUUGGACCGAUUCUCAACCUGAAGGGCGGCGACACCGCCGCAGGAGGGGCGGCGGCGGAGGCGAUUGAGUGGCUGGACCGGCAACCGGAGUCGACGGUGGUUUUCCUCUGUUUCGGGAGCAUGGGAGCGUUUCCCGAGGCGCAAGUGAGGGAGAUUGCCCGUGGGCUGGAAGCCAGCGGGCAGAGGUUUCUCUGGUCGCUCCGCCGGCCGGGACAGGGAGGGCCGCGAGCCACUCCGACGGACUACGAGAACGUCGGGGAAGUUCUGCCGGAAGGGUUCGCUGACCGGACGGCGGAGGUCGGGAGGGUGAUAGGGUGGGCUCCACAAACGAGCAUUCUGGCUCACAGAGCCGUCGGAGGGUUCGUGUCGCACUGCGGGUGGAACUCGACGCUGGAGAGCGUGUGGUUCGAGGUGCCGAUGGCGACAUGGCCGAUGUACGCGGAGCAGAAGCUCAAUGCGUUCCUGCUGGUGAAGGAGCUCGAGAUAGCCACGGAGAUCAGGAUGAGUUACAGCAGCGAGAGCGGGGAGAUCGUGACGGCGGAUGAAAUCGAGAGAGGCGUCAGACAAUUGAUGGAGAAGGAUCGCUCGAGGGAGGCGAGACUGAAGAGAUUUAGCGAAGACAUCAAGAAGGCGUUGAUGGAUGGUGGAUCUUCGUCGUCUUCGAUUGCUGAAUUUUUUGAGGAUGCGAGUAAUGGUGCCAUGUGA